AUGUCUCCCAGCGCCGAAACUAGGAAUCUGGAAACGUACUGCGUAAACGAUCGUCAGUCGGUGGCCGACGGUGAGAACCACAGAGAUGACGUUAUAGAUGUGCUGAUCGUGGGGGCAGGGCCUGCCGGGCUGAUGCUCGCUGCUUGCGCGGCACAUGCUGGUCUCCGAAUCCGUGUAGUCGAUUCCGGUCACGCGAGUCAUCACGAAAGGGGUCGUGGCGAUGCACUGCAAUGCCGAACCAUCGAAGUGCUGCGCAUGGUCGGUGUGGGUCAAGAAAUCAUCGAUCAAGGCGUCAAGAUGUUUGCACGAACCUUCUGGGAUACAAGCCAGUCGAAACCGGAAUGCAUCUCGAGGAGCUCCUUCUUUUCUCCGACGUUUGAUAUCGACGACUGCUACAGUUUGGGUGUACGUCAGGGCGUGGUGGAAGACGCGCUUCGACGAAAGCUGUACCAGACCGAUUCGACUCAGGUCGACUAUGGUUGGUCUUUCGUCGAUGCAGAGCUCGAAAUGCGAGAAAGCCAUGAUUCGAGCGUGGUAGUUCGGCUUGAAUCCGAGUAUGGCGAUGCUCAAACCAUCCGUGCGCGCUACAUGGUCGGAUGCGACGGCGGUAGGAGCGCCGUUCGACGGUGGCUUCGUAGCUACCACGGUAUCCUUCUCGAGGGAGACUCUCACGAUUCACGCUGGGCGGCAGUCGAUGUUAUCGGUGUCGAAACGGAUUUCCCCGACAUUCGCAACCUUUCCAUUCUUCAUGGAACAACGUCGACCGUACUUGUGAUUCCUCGAGAAUCCAUCGACGGUCAAUCUUGCGUCCGGCUAUACUGUCAACUACCUGACAUGCCGCUUUCUAUCCAGGAGCCAGCGUCUUCGGAUGUAACAACGCUGCAACAAGUGUUACAUGUCGUUAACGACACGUUUUCGCCUUUCAAGAUCCGCUUUCAACAUGUGCACUGGUUCACCGUCUAUACGGUCAGCCAGCGUCUGGUUUCCGCGUUGGACGUUCAAGGACGCAUCUUUCUCGCUGGAGAUGCUGCGCAUCUGCACUCUCCAAAGGGCGGUCUGGGCAUGAACACUUCUUUGAUGGAUGCACACAAUCUCGCCUUGAAAUUGGCGCUUGUCGAAAAACAUGGCAUGCCAGCCUCGCUUCUUACCACCUACAACCUGGAACGACGUAUGGUAGCCGAACAGCUGAUCAACAUGGAUCGUGAUCUGAUCCAAUUCUUUGCUCGUCAUCAGCGCCAGCAAACGAUCCACAACAAAGGCAAGGACGACAGAGGAAGCAAGUAUGGCGGCAACACCGAGCAGGAGAAUGCGCUUGCCGUGUUUCAGCGACGCAACGAAGCGUAUCAGAGCGGCGUUUCGAUCCUCUACCCACGCAGUCAGCUGGUUGGAACUGACCAAAGCGACUCUUGCGCAGCAGCAAGUGCACUGCACGAUCAACAGCCUGCCGAGUCGAGACUAGCGUGGCUGCUGUCGUCUGCUGGCCAAGCUGCUACGACAGGUGCGGUUUGCGGGCCGUUUGGCUUGUUCGCUGGCGCAAGAUUGCUUCCUGCCACCGUGACGCGAUGGAAAGACUGCAAUCCAAUCUCGGUACUCGAGUCGUUAGCUUUCGCGGAUGCUCGCUUUACCGUUUUCGCUUGCACAGGUCUGCUGCCCACCAGCGAGAUCUUGGGCUUUCUGAAACACGUUGCCAGGCCUGGAGGCCUCCAUCAACAGCUUCGAUCAAAGCAUCCCGCUUCAGAAGUACAACCUGACAGAUCGCACCUGUUGCCAGGUCUGCUCGAUCCACAUCGACCUGUGCUGCAGCUGGUCGGUAUCACAAUGCACAGUCAUGUAUCGAUGCAACUUGCUGCCAGUCAAACCGACUUAUGCUGCUACUCGACGCGAGCCAUCGACGCCAACGUGGUCCAGUUCAAUCCAGAUUGGUGGAUGUGCGAUGAUCGGGCUAGUCUGUCUCCGUACCCGGACCAAAUGGGCAAACCGAGCAUGCUCGUCCAUCCAGCACACGAAAAGUGGCGCGUUGAUCCGAACCGAGGUGCUUUGGUCGUCGUUCGCCCCGACAGCCAUGUUGCGCUCGUGACCAGCAGCAUUUACGAGUGGAAGGCUGUCGAGGCGUUUUUCGCUUCUCUGCUGCCAGGUCUUGCUUAG
This is a messenger RNA of Mycosarcoma maydis (corn smut), 2145 nucleotides long. RefSeq lists its product as uncharacterized. NCBI's taxonomy places the organism in Eukaryota, Fungi, Basidiomycota, Ustilaginomycetes, Ustilaginales. Gene Ontology annotation, molecular function: FAD binding. The record is from RefSeq and is a predicted model, not a curated record. The coding region runs from base 1 to 2145 and encodes 714 amino acids. The transcript has a single exon.